This is a messenger RNA of Neltuma alba, 588 nucleotides long. Its product is annotated as (-)-isopiperitenol/(-)-carveol dehydrogenase, mitochondrial-like. Gene Ontology annotation, molecular function: oxidoreductase activity. Bases 1 to 588 code for a protein of 195 amino acids. The record is from RefSeq and is a predicted model, not a curated record. Lineage: Eukaryota; Viridiplantae; Streptophyta; Magnoliopsida; Fabales; Fabaceae. The transcript is spliced from 3 exons.
AUGUACCAGUCUUGCCCUUCGUUUUUCAUUCGUUUCUGCAAAAUCAGCACCUCUAACCGGUCACCGCCGCCAUUAUGCCAUUGCAAGUUAGCCGGCAAAGUAGCCAUUGUCACCGGCGGCGCCAGUGGUAUCGGCGAAGCAACGGCGCGCCUCUUUGCUGAUCAGGGUGCGCGUGUGGUGGUGAUCGCAGACGUCCAAGACGAGCUCGGCAACGAGGUUGCGGCGUCCAUUGGAACCCUCAGCAACGCUGGUAUUCUCAGCCCCUCCGAUCAGACCAUCCUUGACCUCAACUUCUCCGAAAUGGACAGUUUAUUUGCGGUCAACGUAAGCGGGAUGGGGGAGUGUGUGAAGCACGCAGCUCCGGUGAUGGUGGAGAAGUGCGUGAGGGGGAGCAUAUUGUGCACGUCAAGGGUGGCGGGAAGCGUCGGUGGUUUGAGGGGGACUGAUGACUACUGCAUGUCGAAACACGCGGUGGUGGGGCUGAUGGGGGCGGCGAGUGUGCAGCUGGCGGCGCGUGGGAUAAAGGGUGAACAGCGUGUCACCCAAUGGACUGGUGACGCGACUGAAGUGCAAGGCACCUGGAAUUAG